GAGGAACAAAUAGAGUGAACAGGCAGCAGAGGCUGUCCAGUCUUCUUCACCAGCAAGAGCUGCACCACCGCUCCCUCAGACAAACGGAGUGAGGACGCCACCAUGGAGAUGAAGAGCAUCCUGAAAACCGACAAAAGGGUGAGCAUGCUGCUGAAGGUGGAGGACAGCAGCACCACCCAAAGCAGCUCCAUCUGUGCCGUACGCUGGCACCUGCCUGAGGAGAGCGUCCAGGCCCACAGCUCGGCCCCCAGCAGAGCUGCCGAACCCAACAGCCUCACCAGACCCUCACAGCAACAUCCUCGUCAGAGUGGCCUGAAGGAUCUGCGCAGCCUGCAGGAGUGUGUGCUGUUCAUCCAACACUGGAAGGAGCAGGUGGACCAAGUCUGCAAGGGAGGAAGUGAUUCAGAGGAGGGCACCAGCAAGAAAGAGGCCAAUUCAGACCGACGUACGGAGCGCAGUCUGGAGGAGAGCAGGAAACUGAUCCUGGAGUGGGCCGACGAACUCCAUCAUGUCGACAAGCUCCUGAAGGAUACCCCCUGGGCAUCUAAGAGUCAAGAACAUGGAAAUAAAGAAAAUGAAGAUGCCAGUGAGAAGGCACAACUGAGGAUCAUGGAGUGGGCAAAGGAGCUGCAGGAGGCGACCGAGAGUUGCGGCGUGCAGAGCGAGGAGCUGGGGAAAGUGUUGCGUCUGCUGGGCCUGAAGAAGAAACGGCUGAGCAACCUGCUGCCUCUGCUGGAGUUCAUCACCUGGUCCCUGCUCAAGGAAGACAGCACGAGCAUGAUCCCACAGUUGUGGUUACAGACAAAGCAAAGGACCUGGAAAGCAGGAAUUCCAAGAUACAUCCCCAAAUCAGUUUGGAGUUGGAUUUGCAGUGUACCAGCUGAUGUGAUUCUUGACCCCAUGACCAACCACCCCUGGCUGCAGCUGUCAGACGACCAGCGUAUGGUCCAGGAGGCCCUCUCAGAAUCCAACCCUCCUUACAGCUCCCAGCGCUUUGACAGCUGGCCCUGCGUACUGGGUUGGGAGGGCUACAGCAGCGGCCGCCACUAUUGGGAGGUGGACUUUGCCAACAAUGGCUACUGGCGCUUGGGACUGACCAAGGCCAACUCCAAGCGGCAGGGGCGCUUCCCCAUGACUCCAAAUCAGGGCUACUGGGCCCUGUGGCGCAGCACGAACCAGUUCUACGCCUGCACUAAGCCGGAGACGCCACUGCCCGUCGGACUCGUGCCUAAACGCGUGGGCGUCUACUUAGACUACGAAGAGGGCCAGAUCUCCUUCUACAACGCAGAAACAAAGUCCCACAUCUACACCUUCACUGGAACCUUCAGAGGGAAGCUGUACCCUCUGUUUGGCCUGCUGGAUGGUCGCUCACUAAUGACAAUCAUCCCACCACACAAAAUCUCAGUAGACUAAGAGAGAUGGACCAUUUAAUAAUAAUAAAAACUCAGUUUGACUUUAAGGAAAUAAGGUUAAAACUGAAGCAAAAGGCACAAAAAAAGAGAAAGAUUUGAAGAUUUUUUUUUUGAAAAGCAGUCACCAGUUAGAUUUAAGAUUCACAGGCUGGGACAUUAAAAACAAAAUAUUUAUAUAAUUUAUAUUAUGUAUAACAGAAUUUCACUUCCCUUGAUGUCACUUUAAAUAUUUAAAUUGAAUUGAAUUUAAUUUAAUCUCUUAAGCUUCAGUCAAAAACUGACUUUGGACGUGGAGAAAGACCGGAUUAUAUCAAAGUGCUAAUAAUGUUAUAGAAAAAGAUUUUUUCUGAUCAUAGCACUCUAAAAAAAAUGAAUGAUUGACUUUUACUGUAAAACUGUAAAAACUCAACUUUGAGUUCAUACAAAUAGAACAUCUUAAACAGUUGAAUUUUAAAGUAUCAGCUAAGCUGAAUAUGAUUUCUACAACAUUUACAUUUACUUGUAGAUAUCAAAGUGUAAACACAUUCUGCAUCUACAUACACACCUGUACUUUCAGGUGUACACAAUAAACAUUUCAUUUACAUCACA
Lates calcarifer (barramundi perch) is the source of this 2000-nucleotide messenger RNA. RefSeq names its product nuclear factor 7, brain. The transcript has 10 exons. Gene Ontology annotation, molecular function: protein binding. The coding region runs from base 103 to 1413 and encodes 436 amino acids. The record is from RefSeq and is a predicted model, not a curated record. Lineage: Eukaryota; Metazoa; Chordata; Actinopteri; Centropomidae.